UUUUGCGGUUAGGCGUCAGGUGAAACUCGCUCUGGGAGGAAAAAAAAAAGGGGAUAGAUGAAAACUUACUACGUCGAACUUUCUGGAAAGUUUUUUUUUUUAUAUACUAUUUAUGAUUUUAAUCACCAAAGGAAACUUUUAAAACCAGAGACCAACAUUUAACAAGAUGAAGAGCCUCAAGUAUCGAUUGAAAAAGCACGAAGUUACGAUCACAAACACAGACUGGAACAAGUAUGACGACCGGCUGAUGAAGGCGGUGGAACGUAGCGAGGUGGACAAGGUUGCUGCUGUUCUUAGCAAGAAGGGCAUCAUCCCCACCAAGCUCGACGUAGAAGGACGUUCUGCCUUUCAUUUGGCCGCAACACGAGGACACCUGGAAUGUCUCAAUCUCAUCCUGGGACACAGUGUUGACAUCACUGGGACUGACGCCACUGGUAAAAAUGCUCUCCAUCUGGCUUGCAGAAAUGGACAUUCGCUUUGUGUGCAGAAACUCUUGCAGCACAACUGUCCAGUUGGGAAUGUGGACCUACAAGGAAGAACCGCUCUACAUGAUGCUGUCAUGGCCGGCUGCUCCUCCAGCGUGAAACUUCUCUGUGACAGCGGAGCGUCUGUGAAUGCCAGUGAUUUUGACGGGAGGACACCUCUGGUUCUUGCAACCCAGAUGUGUCAUCCACGCAUCUGUCAGCUGCUGCUGGAGCGAGGGGCUGACAUCACCACGAGGGACAAACAAAACAAAACGGCGCUGAUCCUGGGUUGUGAGUUUGGCUGUAAGGAUGCGGUUGAGGUGUUGCUGAAGAACGGCAUUGACGUGAAGGCAGUUGACGGUUUGGGCCACGAUGCAUUUCACUACGCUCGCCUCAGCAAGAACCAGGAGCUUGCUGCAAUAGUCAAAAGUUAUCUCGAUAAAGUCUCAAGAGAUAAAGAAGCUGCAAAGAUGGAACAGUGGAAGCGACAGCAUUCAGUGGAGAGAUCAGAGGCUGCUGAGGCUUGUAGAAGGGAUCAGAUCAUACAUGAUUUAGAGAGGCAGAACGAGACCAUGCAGGAGAGUCUCAGAAAGUACCACCAGGAGCAGAGAGUCCUUUUAGAUAAGGUCAAUAUGCUGCAACAACAGCUCACACAGGAGAAGAUUACUGUGGAAGACACUCAGAAAGAGAGGGAGCAGUUGAAAGUGUUACUCAGUGCCAAAGAAAGAGAGGAAGGGGCUCGAGGCUUGGAGACUGUCAAAGUCCAGCUCCGGAGCACUUUGGGGGAUUACUCCGGGCAGUCUGUUAUCAAAGGUAAAGAGAACUCUUUCAUCAAACAAGCUCACAGCCUGGAUUCUGAUCAGACACCUCAGAAAGUUGCAAUGAUGCGUUCCAUGUCCCGACCUCCAGAGAGGAGUCCCACUGCUGUGGCCUGGGACCUCUCUGGUGAACUGGACACACUCCGACAUGAGCUCGAGGCCGUUAAGAGAAGACAACAGGCAGCAGAUGAAGAGACGGCACGGCUUCAAUCUGCCUUGAACCGUAAAACCCGAGAAUGCCAUGAGCUGGUCCAGAGCCGAGACGCCAUCCAGAAGCAGGCAGACCAGCAGGUGCAAGAGCUCGAGGACGCCUUGGGGGAUGUCCAGAAGAGGAUGCUGGAUUCUGAGUGUAAAGUCAAGCAGCUCCAAGCCCAUGUGGUCGCCGUUAAAGAACAUUUGGGAGGCCAGUCGACUGAGGAACUGCGUGCCCAGCUGCAAGAUAUCAAAGCCAAGUAUGAAGGUGCUUCAGCAGAAGUGGGCCGCGUUCGUAACCGUCUCAAACAGAGUGAGAAGGCCUUAGAAGAGUACAAGAGCAGCGAGAGCCAGCUAGCAGCCGAGGCAGAGAGGCUGAACCAAGACCUGGGAGCUCUGACUGCAGAAAGAGAUGAACUAGGCGAAACCCUUUUAGAAAUGGAAGACCAGCUGAAGGAGGCCCAGACUAAACAUGGCAACACAGUUCCUGCUGAGAAGUUUGACAACAUGAAAAACCUGCUGACCAACGCAGUCGAUGAAAAAGAACGGCAGAUUGCUGAGCUGAGGGAAGACUACGAUCGCGUGCUGGAGGAGGUGGCUGAGCUCCAUCAAAAGCUGGAUGGUCCAUCAUCACACGGGGGAUCAGGGGCGAUGUCUGAGGAGCAGCAGAGGAUACUGGGAGCUCUGGAAGAGCAAAAUGCAACACUGAAAAGAAAACUGGUGGAUUUGACUUCAAAAAGUCAGACUCUGAUUCAGGAGGUGGAGGAGACUGAAGAGGAAAGAGAUAUCUUACGAGAGCAGCUGGAUGAGUUUAACAGCAGGAUCGGGCUCGACCUUAUACCCAUUAAAGAUCACGAUGAAGCUCGGAGGAACAUGGUGACCGCGUUGGAGGACCUGGAGGACAAACUGGUGGAGGCCAGUGAACGCUACGGAAAAGCAGAGGCACAAGUACAGCAGCUUCAGGCGGAGAGGACCUCGCUGCAGGAGAAUAUCAGCAGCCUCAAAAUUGCUCGUGAAGAGAAGCAGACCGAGACGGAUGAUCUGAGAUCUCAAAAUGCAGACCUGAUGAAGAAACUUGAAAUUUUGCAGAAGAAAUGUGACGAUAGAGAUAAAGAAUGUGUACAACUGAGCACACAGAGCCAGACUCUGAAAGAGAGCUUGGAGGGCGAGUAUGUUCCCAGACAGCAGCAUGAGCAGGUGAAGGUGGAGUUUAGCUCCACCUUAGAGAGUGUUAAAGCUGAGAUGUUGAAGUUGGAGACCAAGGGAAGAGAAAGUGGUGAAGAACUGAAGAAUGUGAAAGAAAGAAACGAUAUGUUGAAAGAAGAGUGGGAAAAAGUCCAGUUGGAGAUGAAAACAGACUAUAUAAGUAUUAAGGACCACAAAUGUGUCCUAGAUAAGUUGAAUGCUGCUGUGGUGGAGGCAGAGAAUAGAGCAAAGGAAGCGUCUGGGAUGCAUGUGUCGGCUCAGGAGGAAAACGUCAGACUUACCCAAGAGUUGGAGGCUCAGAAAAUAGAACUUGAUACCAUACAGGAAGCUAUUCAGUCUAAGUUUAUCCCACUGACAGCAGCCGAGGAGAAAGAAAACUCCUACAGCACCCAGGUGAAGGAGUUGACAGUAAAGCUGUUGGAAAUAGAAGAGAAAUAUAACAAAGAAAGGUCUGCUGGAGAGAGCAUCAAACAGGAGAAAGAGAAACUAAAAGUUGAGAUGGAAUCUGUUCAGCAGAGACUGGACACUGCGAUAGUCACCAGUGAGAAGCACAAAGACGUGGAGGGAGAGUUCAAGGGUAAAUUUGAAGAAUUGACCAAGAAGUUGGUCGACUUAGAGCUGGAGUACGAGGAAUUAACACGGCAGAAAGCUGAUCUUCAGGAGCAGAAUGCCCACUGCAACACACAGAUCCAGAACCUCCAGGAGCGUCUGAAAUCAGAGUUGACCCGGAUUGCAACAUAUGACACGGAGCUUAAAGCCCUCAACGAUGCCAUGCAGCAAGCCCAGGCUGACUGCAAGAAAGCGAGAGAGGCUCAGCAGGAGGAGGCUCAAAGGGUUUGUGCCUUACAAAAAGAGCUGCAAGAACGCCACGGGGAUCAGGCUGCUCUGCUGCUCGAACACGCAAAAGCCAAUGACGCCCUGGAGGCUGAGGUUGCUAAGCUUCGGCUUGUUCUUCGAGAAGAGGAGGAGAACAACGCCCAGAGAGCCGAAGACGUAUCUGCUCUGCAAUCUGAGCUCCUUCAAGCCACACAGGCUCUUGAGGAGAUUCACUACCCGGAAGACCAAAUGAACGAGCUUAAGAAGGAGAAGCGGCAGCUGGAGGAGGAGGCUGCCAACCUGAGCAACAAGCUGCUGAGCUUAGCGGAGGAGUGUGAGGAAGCCCAACGGGGAGCCACGCGAGCAAAAGAGGGGGAGACCAGAGCCAGGGCGGAGAUGGAGGCCGUCCAGGAGAAGAGACACGCCAUUGAGAGAGAAAUCAGAGAGCUUAAAGAGAGAUAUGAUGAGUCUCUCAGCACCAUCUGUGACCUCCAGAAGAGAAUUCAGACAUCAGCUCAGCAGACUGAAUCUAAAGACAAGAAGAUCACGGAGCUGCUGACAGAUGUUGAGCGAUUGAAGCAGGCCCUGAAUGGUCUGUCACAGCUGGCCUACACAAGCAACGUGCCCAACAAGAGACAGACGCAGCACAUGGACACACUCCAAGCCCAGAUCAAGAGCCUACAGCAACAGCUGGCUGAUGCUGAGAGGCAACACAGGGAGGUGGUUUCAAUUUAUCGAACUCAUCUUCUGAGUGCGGCACAGGGUCAUAUGGACGAGGACGUCCAGGCCGCCUUACUGCAGAUCAUCCGCAUGAGACAGGAGUUUGUCUGUUAAAGCUUUCGCCCAACAAAACAAAACGCUACCUGCUGACUCCAACCGUCAUUUUCACUUCUUCCACUGCAGAUGGUCCCUGCUGUGGCCCCCAUGGGUGUCCAGUUUGUGUGCGUGUGCGUGUGUGCGUGCGUGUGUGUGCGUGCGUGUGUGUGCGUGUGCGUGUGCGUGUGCGUGUGUGUGUGUUUGUGCCUCAGUAAAUGUGUCCAAUCAGGCUGCUCUGAAACUCAUCUCCUUUCAUGUAGAAUGGCUCCUCUUUGCUACCUGGAUUCCAAAUCUAUGUGUUGUAGUUGAAAGUGAAUACCUGUAGAUCAUAGUUACACAGUCCAGUCUAUGCAUAAACCAUAAAUGCACGAAAAUUAAACUGAUGUUGUAUCAAUGAAAGUAUCAGUCUGACCUCUAAACCUGUUUAAUAAACUUCAAGGGAGAAGGAGCAUUUCUAUUGCAAAGCAUUAAGUGAAGAUGCUGUUCCUUACAUUUCUGAACAAUUAUAUCUAUGCAUUUAAACCCCCCCCCGUACUCACUGAGUACGGGGGGGGGGUGUGAUCUUGUGAUCUAAUGAAUUGUAGGUCCUUUUCAUGGAUUAGUUACACCUUUCAUUUAAUUCAAAUUCAAUUAAAAAGGCUUUCUGAUGAUAUAAUAGUAAGUAAAAAAGAAAAGAAAAAAGUGGAUAACUUCUUCAGUUUUGAUGGAUAUUUCCUGCUGUAUUUGUAUUUUCUAAAGCAGUGCCUCCUUGUUGAGCUGCAGGGACAGUAUAGUUACAAAAAGUGAAUUUUGUACUAAACAGACUGUAGCAUAGUGGGGAAAACAUACAUUUCAGAUAACUUUGCAGUGGAUUAUCUUAGAGAUUGUGGACUGAAGAUUUUGUCCCUCAUCACUUAGACUAAAGGCGUAUAAGGAAGGCACCUUUUAAUGCCUAGUUUGAAGAACAAGGGGAUUAUAACAGACAAAACCUGUUACAUGAGAUCAUUGUUGUAGAACAGACUGGAAGCCCAUUUCAAUCUACAUGAAGGACUCUCCAUUUCAGUCUACAUGAAGGACUCUUCGCAAAAUGCAUUUAACUGUAGCUCUAAUGUGUCAUCAGUGACCAUUAGUCAGAUAUAGCAGGCGUCUUUCAGUCUCUUCAGUGUGAAAUGUUCUCUUUGUGUUUCCUCAGACGGUGUCCUUGCUGAGCCGCCGACAUGACAUGCAAAAAGAACAAAUUCUGCACUAAAAUGUCUGCUACCUUGAAAGCUGCCUCCGUGCUUUGGCUAACUUGUGACUCUAUAAAUGUACAUAUCGGUAUUGGCGUAUAAAGGGAGACCUUGAACCUGUCCUUUUUAAUAUUUUUCAUAUCAGUUGUGAAACUUCAGCUACUUCUUUGAGGCUAAACAUCUCAUGGCACAUUUCUUCAUCUUCAGGUUUUCCAAACUAGCACCUUUAUUUUCUAAUUACUCCAAAUACCAAAGAUCUGAAGAAGGGGGGGGGGACAUCCAAAUCUUAAACUAUUUGCUGUUCUGGUACAUAGUAGAUAGUACUGUGACAGAUUUGGAGAGCUAUCAGUUAUGUCGCUCACAGAGCAUCACACAGAGCAUCAAGUCUGGACUUGGGUUGUGCUGGAUUUGAGUCGUGGGGCGUGUGGAGUGGAGGUCUCUUGCUGUGUCCUACAGUUUGCAGUGGCACGUCGUCCUUUUGUUGAAACCAGAGUGUCCUCUAGUGGUGAGACUUGGCAGGCCAAGUUGAUAGAAAUUGUAAUAAUCAGUGUGGCCCAGGGGUGGGCAGCAGUUGUUUUAGGAAGCUCUUAUAUCUUCUGCAUGCAUUCAACCUCAGAAAUGUAAACUCAAUCUUACAGAUAAUCAAGAGAUACCAAGUAACACUAAACUGAACAAGAUGAAUCUACUAGAUUUGGUAUUUUUCACUACUACAUUUGAACAAAACACAUUAUAAAGACUGCAUCUGCCCCUACUGAAUUUUGUCUAAAUAUAGAAGCUGAUUAAUGCAGCAGUGAACUUUGCAGCUCUCUUAUGACGAGUGCUGCUUACCCCUGAGCCAUCUCUUUGUGACUCUUGAUGGUGUAGUGUAGUGGUGUUGUGAUUGUUGAGCGAGUCUCUCAUGCCUUAACACCGUUAUAUUUUUCAUAGAUUUGUACUACUUUGAUUACUGUACUACAGUGUGACAUUUGUGAUAUUCAGCAGGUCUGGAAGUAGAACGGCACAAACAUGGUCAGGGUAACAUUUACCGUAGGAAGCCAUUCAACAGAAAUAGAACACAUCCCCUCUUAUUUAUGUGGACGUACAUGUGUUAUUCGAAGCACUCCUGUCUUUAUGCUCCUGCCAUCACAUUUUAGAACACACACAGUUAAAUGUUUUUUAUAUUUCGGACAAACUCCGUUUUCACUAACAUCUAGUUUAGAAACGUUACCAUGGGCAUUUUGUGAUGCAGAUUUCUGGGGAUGAAAACUAACUUUCUGAACAUUUCUUUCUGUCUUCCCUCUACUGCUAACAUUAUCUAUACAUCCAGGUAAAUCUCUUAAUAAGUAAACGAUAUACCAAUCUGUUUAUUUCUUGACAAUAAUAUUUGUGUUUGUGAAUCACUAAUACAAAAAUCAAUAAAGUGCCUAACAUAGAAAACUA
Labrus bergylta (ballan wrasse) is the source of this 6939-nucleotide messenger RNA. It is a transcript of the gene uacab, whose product is annotated as uveal autoantigen with coiled-coil domains and ankyrin repeats b. Gene Ontology annotation, molecular function: protein binding. The record is from RefSeq and is a predicted model, not a curated record. NCBI's taxonomy places the organism in Eukaryota, Metazoa, Chordata, Actinopteri, Labriformes, Labridae.